This is a messenger RNA of Penaeus vannamei (Pacific white shrimp), 1150 nucleotides long. The record is from RefSeq and is a predicted model, not a curated record. NCBI's taxonomy places the organism in Eukaryota, Metazoa, Arthropoda, Malacostraca, Decapoda, Penaeidae.
AACAUGUGUGGAGUAUUACAGAAGAGGAAAAUCCAGUCAAGACUGUUUUAUUUGUCACCUUAAUGUGUUGAUGUUCUUGAAAUUUCUAUGUAUAUACACAUACAUAUAUUUUGUGGACAGAUGUAAAAAGGAAUACUGCUUUCAUCAUUGUGUAUUUCUGUCUUUUAUAUCUCUUUUCAAAGGGAGAAUAGAUUUGUGACUUGAUAUCUAAUCCCACAAUAUGGAACUCAUGUACAAUGUCUUGUGGGGGAUUUAUGUGUCAGUCUUUCUUAUGCUAGUGCUGUUGGCCUCCUUACAUGAGCAUCUUAACCUCCGCAAGCUUUACACUGAAAUUCUGCUCAAGCUCUUUGCCUUUGGCCAAGAGCGUGUAGAGCAAAAGCGAUUCAAGGCAAGUGGUAGUGAGGUAGAUGAACCUGACUCACCUGUAGAUGAAGGAAAGAGACCUAUCCUCUCACCAGACAACCCUAAAGCUCUGGGCAUCAGGGAUGAUAUCAAGGGGUUUCAUCUUGACUAUGUCCUUGAGUACAUAACAGCAGGCAUGGUGGCUAUCAUGGAUGAUUCCCUCACCAAGUGUUUUGAGCCAGAGGAGCUGCCUGUCUGGAACCUUCUUUCACGUACCAAUGACAGAUCAUAUGAGUUUGUCUCCUUCCGGCUAACCAUGUGCUGGAUCCUUGGAUUCUUCUUUAGGUACUUUGUCCUCCUCCCACUGCGAUUGAUCAUUCUCUUGAUUGGGAUCCUGCUGCUCUGCAUCUCAAUGACCUUUGUGGGUAUCUUUCCUGAAGGCAAACUGAAACGCUGGAUGAAUGGCAAGCUGCUUGUGUUCUGCUUUGAUUUCAUUGCUGGCUCACUGUCCCUUGUGGCCACUUUCUACAAUGAAGAGAACAAGCCAAAGAAUGGGAUUGCUGUUGCCAACCAUACAUCUCCGAUUGAUUCCUUGGUUUUGGCUACCAACAACUGCUAUGAUAUGGUUGGACAGAAACAUGAAGGGACUCUAGGGAUCAUAAUGUCUGUGCUCAGCAGAGCUUCAACACACGUCUGGUUUGAACGCACAGAUGCAAAGGACAGAUCUUUUGUUAUAAGGAGGCUACAUCUUAAGUGUUCUUCAGAGAGGGGCUCUGAUUUUUUUCUUGGCCUUAUGAUGGAGAAUUAA